Pteropus alecto (black flying fox) is the source of this 1657-nucleotide messenger RNA. RefSeq names its product glutaredoxin (gene GLRX). The transcript has 3 exons. The coding region runs from base 114 to 434 and encodes 106 amino acids. The record is from RefSeq and is a predicted model, not a curated record. NCBI's taxonomy places the organism in Eukaryota, Metazoa, Chordata, Mammalia, Chiroptera, Pteropodidae.
UCCUCCUCCAGGGAGGUUCCUUUAAAUGAGAGCCAGCUGGCUGGGCCUCCGUUUUACUCCUGAGCAAUACCUGUAAUUGAGGAUUCCUCCCCAGGAGGCAGCAGCUUGUCAGCAUGGCUCAGGAGUUUGUGAACAGCAAAAUCCAGCCUGGGAAAGUGGUGGUGUUCAUCAAGCCCACCUGCCCCUACUGCAGACAGACCCAAGAAAUCCUCAGUCAAUUUUCCUUCAAACAAGGGAUGUUGGAAUUUGUCGAUAUCACAGCCACCGGUGACACUGAAAAGAUUCAAGAUUAUUUGAAACAGCUCACAGGAGCCAGAACGGUACCUCGGGUCUUUAUCGGUAAAGAUUGCAUAGGUGGAUGUACUGAUCUAAUAAAUAUGCAUCAGAGUGGGGAACUGUUGAUUCGGCUAAAGCAAAUUGGAGCUCUACAGUAAUUACAGAGUUGACCCCAGGCUGAUAUUUCCCUUGAGAGUUGGAUGGCAUUGCACACGAUGGCAGCACUUCCUAGUGGAUGGAUCUGGGGCCACCUUUACUCAGCUACAGCAACUGAAAUUCUGAAAUAUGUAAACCAAAAAAUGGCAGGAGGGGAAUUUUUGGCAAAAGCAGGCUUUUCUUCCUUUGACUCAGUAUUAAAAGGGACCCACUUUCCCCAAACCACAGGUCUGAGGAGGUUGAUGAACGUCUUGGGUUUCUUCUGGAUUGGCCCCUGAGUUCCAAAAGACCAUGACAAAUUAUGGCUUAAGGUCACUUGCUGACCCCAAAAGUUCUUUCUCUUUGGUAUGUGGUUACCAACUGUUCUUCAUCUCCUAGGACUCCUUUCCCUCUAUGCCAGUGUUUCUCAACCAAGUUCAUCCUAGGAUGAAGCUAUAGUCGGUUUUCUGCUACUGCCUGAAAUUAUUUUGUGCAGUUUGACCUUAUAAGAAUUUGUAUUAUGAAAUCAGUAGGUAUUUUGAAUGUGCUUUUUCAAACUACAUGUGUCUCCUCAGGCACCACCCCACUUCCUAUCUUGAGAAUCACUGCCCUGAACCAGCGUUCUUAACCUUGAAAACUCACAGAUCUAACAGGAAAUGUUCAACAAUUCUGCGAAAGGUCUAAGGACCGAAUUUGAGAAAUGCCACGUGAAAAGUUAAGCACAGUGGGUCUUCUCUUGGUGCUACAAGGAUCAGAGGUACAAGGGCAGAUGCCGCGAUCAUGUGGCAACACGCUGUUGUCAGGUGAUCAUCCAAGUAUGCCUGAACAAGCGUGCAUCAAUAUGUUUAGAUUACGAACAAAAGUAAAUUGUAAAAUUUAAAACAUUACCAUAGGAAACGAGAAAACCCUCCUCCAAGAGUGUCUGAAAGUAGCCACAUUUGAGAAACACUGUCCUAAAUAAUUUUCUCUUUUUUUCCCCCACUCUCUGAAUACUUAAGAAUCUCUCAUUGUGAAGUUCGUUCUACAAUUGCAAGAUUAAUUUCCUUUGCAGUCUCGAAUGUGAAAGGUUAAUUUCUUUUCUAAUAAAGAAGUAUUCAUAGAUGACACAGUGAUUUUUGUCUAAUUCUUUUCUAUGUUCUCAAGACCUUAAGGAAUGAUAUUAAUGUGAGAUACAUCAAUUUGAAGCUUUAUUCAUGUCUGUCAUCUGCCAUUAUAAAUAAAGGCACAUGCUAUCAUCCUUCAUUGA